Myxocyprinus asiaticus (Chinese sucker) is the source of this 4010-nucleotide messenger RNA. Its product is annotated as zinc finger protein 740-like. NCBI's taxonomy places the organism in Eukaryota, Metazoa, Chordata, Actinopteri, Cypriniformes, Catostomidae. Bases 1115 to 2005 code for a protein of 296 amino acids. Gene Ontology annotation, cellular component: nucleus. The record is from RefSeq and is a predicted model, not a curated record. The transcript is spliced from 7 exons. Gene Ontology annotation, molecular function: RNA polymerase II cis-regulatory region sequence-specific DNA binding; DNA-binding transcription factor activity, RNA polymerase II-specific. Gene Ontology annotation, biological process: regulation of transcription by RNA polymerase II.
GUUUGUAAACUGAAAAAUUGCAAGUCCGACAAGAAAACAUAGAUCUACUAUAAGCGUGGAAGACUAAGGUAAAAAAAAAAAUAAAAAAACAUUCAGCGUGCGAUGCUAUUUUUAUUCCAUAUAUAACUGUAUUAAAACGACGACUCAUUGUUUAAAAGCAUUGCAAUCUGAAGUUAAAUAGACGGUGAACUCACGCCCUGUUCUGCUGUGUAUAGGAUGAAUGGAUGUGAACGGGUAUGUUUACAUCAACAUUGUGUGUACAGAUUAGAUUGAAGAAGAAUGCUUAUACAGUUCUGAAUUAAUGCACUUUCUUGCUUUUAAUAUUUGCCUUGAUAUGCAUGCAUAUAUUGUGGUUUAUUUUCAGCACAACCUGCAAGGCAACUUGUUUUUUUGCCCUUUGAUUACUUUUAAUGGCUUGUAUUAAAUAGGUACUUUCUUGUCAAAAUUGUUUUCUUUAGCUUGACUUGCUUUAGAUUGCAUUGUGUUUGCCAUGUGAUAAUACUGAUGCAAUCUAAUGUUUUAUCUCAUGAAAUGCAUUUAAUCUGAUUGCCAAAUCCUCUCAAAAAUGAAUGUUUUAGGUCAGGACUUUACAUCAUAUAAUAUAUUCACACACUCGCAUGAUUUGUUCAUUUUGGACAGUACAACUACUUUAUUUUACCAAUGCUCUGCGUCUGUGGCUGCAUAUGCGCCUCAUUUCUUUCAUUCAAACCAUGUCUUUGUGUUUUUCAUGAUUUAUAAUUGUGUUGAAGAAGAAAUAUAAUUGUGCUGGAAGGAAAGCGGGUGCGUCAAAUAAAUCUGCUUUUUCAUUCUAUUGAAUCCCAGAUCCUGACUGAUAUGAUCCAAAAUCAACAGGGCAUAAACGCUUGGAUGUAUUCCUACCAUUCCAGUUUGACAGAACCAAUGAGAAUCCACUUCAUUCAGAUUCAGUUUUGAACUGUGUUGUUUCCAGAUGUCAUUUAGGGGUUCUUGACGCCUGGAAAUGUGAAAAACCAAUUACCGAAGCCAAACUCUAUGGCUUAAAAACACAGUCCUAAAUGCCUACACAAACAGAGGCUUGGCAAUAUGAACAUGGAAAAAGUCUGAUUCUAGCUAAUAAAAACUGCUUUGGCCCCUGAUGAUUGGGGCUUGUGUGGUCUUUAAACAAACUCCCUGCCCAGAGCGAAGUUCUGUCCCCCAACACACACACACACAUACUCUCACCACUGCGAUGUCACACCUUUCCAGCAGCUCAGUGCGAGAUCACAUUAAAUGGGCUGGGUUGCUGGGCUGUGAAGCGGUGCUGUCCAGCAUGGCACUCAUGCAGGCCGGUUCGAUGCCUAGUCAUAAGAAGAUGGGCUCUCAUAUGGGCCAGGGACAGAGAGAAAACAAUCACAGCCACAAUCACAACCAGGAGACCCACCGCCAGCUCGGCCACAUGGUGCUAUCCUCAGGAGUCAGCUGCCCACCACUGCUCAUCCGCAAGGACGGAGAGUUUCACUCGUCCCGGCUCUUGGAUGAAAAAAACAUACAAGCCAGCCAGAACACACAACCAAAGAAGAAGAACAGGAAGUCUGGACUUCCCACCAAAAUGAGAGAAAAACCCCAGGUGGAGAUUCCUGAUGCUGACGACGAUAGCUCACUCGGCUCUCAAGUGCAGAAGAACUUCAUCUGUGAGCACUGCUACAGUGCAUUCCGCAGUAGUUACCAUCUAAAACGGCACAUUCUCACCCAUACGGGGGAGAAGCCAUUCGGGUGUGAUAUGUGUGACAUGAGGUUUAUUCAGCGCUAUCACCUGGAGAGACACAAGCGUGUUCACAGCGGUGAGAAGCCUUAUCAGUGUGAUCGCUGCCAACAGAACUUUUCAAGAACCGACCGGUUGCUGCGACAUCGGCGUUUGUGUGCUGUGGGCAUCCCUAAAGAGGAGAACCAGCCGUGCGUUGAGGGACGGCCGUAUUCUCAGGAUCCCUCCCAGCACAAUCCAUCCUGGGGCCCACUGCAGACAAGCAACAGCAGGCUGGCGGUGUGACAGCCAUUCUGUCUGCUUAUACAAACCUCUCCUCAGCAAACCCAAUGGACUCUUUGCAGCUAACAUACAGUCCAGCCCUGUAGCGGAACUGACAUGAGUCUGAGCCUGUAAGCUGUUUAAAGUGACACAUCCAGCUCACUAACAGUGGACUCUUUUAUACUGGUUAGACUCUGGAAAAUAGUAUUUUGUAUACCUAAUAAUCGUAGAUGGUACUGUCAUCAGCAGGUCGUUUAGUUAUUCAUUCAGUCCAGGCAGUAAUGUCUUCUGGGUAUUAAAUAGAGAAUUUCUUCCUUUUGUAGCUAUAGUGGAGGGUAUAGUUAGGGGUUAAUGCAUAGCAGGAUUGUUUGCAGUGUUACAAUAUUAAUAAAAGAGAAAAUGAAAAUUCUGUCAUUUACCAUACUCUCCCUCAUGUUGUUCCAAACCCAUAUGACUUACUUUCUUCUAUUAAACACAAAGGGAGAUGAUAGAUGGUAUGUUACAGAACUUUCAUUUUUGGGAGAACUAUCCCUUGAACAUGAGCGACCUCAUAUGUCGUCGCACGUUGCCUUUCUCUCUGAGCAGUUAGACGUAGAUACAGUAGACACAUUCUGAUUGGAGAAGUUUUCUCAAUGUGCACAUCAAUGAAUCAUUAUCUUUUAUUUUAAGAGUAUAUUCCAAUUAAAGAAAUAAUCCUGGUUCAAUACAAGUUAAGCUCAAUCGACAGCAUUUCGGGCAUAAUAUUGAUUACCACAAUUUAUUUCGAAUUGUACUUUAAAAAAUAAAAUGAAAAAUCGAGGUUAUAAUGGAAGUAAAUGGGGCCAAUUUUUGGAGGGUUUAAAGGCAGAAAUGUGAAGCUUAUAAUUUUAUAAAAGCACUUACAUAAAUUCUUCUGUUAAACCUCAUGUAUUAUCUGAGCUGUAACGUUGUUUAAAUCGUAAUUUUUACAGCCAUUGUAAAGUUUUAGGGUUUACAGUGUUACGUCAUCAUGACAACAACGUUGUAAAAUUGGAGAUAACUUUACACAAAAAACAUUAGUAAGUGAUUUUAUCACACGUUUUGUGGCUAUACUUUUGAAACUGAGUAUUUUAACGUUUACGGAUUGGCCCCAUUCACUUCCAUUGUAAGUGCCUCACUGUAACCCAAAUUUUUGCCUUUUUUAAAGAAAUUGAGGGACGAGUCGAAAUUAAUUUUUUGUGGUAAUCAACAUUAUGCAACAAAUGCUUUCGAUUGAGCUUAACUUGUAUUGAACCAGGAAUAUUCCUUUAAAUACUGUGAGUUUUACACAGGCUGUGGAGUUUUAGCAGAAACAUCUGGAACAUCAUAACUCCAUCCUAUAUCCACAGGAGAGAUCAUAUUUUGGACUAUGGUGUCAAGCUUUUGAAGUUGGCCUUUCAGUCAAUAUGAACACAGACUUUUAACAACGACAUUAGACAUUUUGUCACAGUAAUGAUGUGACAUUUUUACAGUAUGAUGUGACAAGUUUUUUAGCAUUGCAGUUCAGUUUCUCUUCUUAAAUCACUGGAUUGAUGAAGUCGAGCCAAGAGUAGCGCUGAAAACCGUUUAAUAGGCUGUAUAGUUCGUAGAGAGACAAAUGUUUAUAUAAAGGUCUCGUUAUGUUUCGUAUUGCGCCAACCUCUGCCCUUGAACACAGACUUCUUGCGCAGUUUUCCACUGCUGAGCUUGAGUUCAUAUAUUUUUUCAGCAUUUUAAAUAAUUUUAUUAGAAAUGGUGGUAGGACUACACUGCUGCCACUGUGUAAUGUAGCGGUUUCAUUGUAUUAGUUUUUACAUGUACGUACAUUUAUUUGCAUGAUGUUCCUUUCGACAAAUGAACUUUCUAAGGUUCAUGUUUUGUGAUUGUUUAAAAGAAUGAAACUUUUUUUGUAAAAAAACUUUUUGAUCCAUUGUUAUUUUAUUUUUUUCCACCAUCCUCAAAUGCAAACUACAACUUAAGUUUGUUGUCCUCCUGUUAUGCACCAUGUAGUGAGCAAAGGCGUAGGACCUCACAUUAACAAUAAAUUUUGUUU